GCGGCCGUGACAGAUAGCACGCGAUGCCGGUUUCCUUCUUCUUCUUCUUCUUCGUCCCUAUCGAGGAAGUCGCCUGUCAACCUAAUCGCCUUCUUCUCAGACCUGCGGCCGACGAUGAUAUUCGGAAUUCGGGUCGGCGGGUGCGCCCUUGGUUCCGGGGUGUUGGUGCUGUACGAGUUGGGUCACGCAGGGUAGUCGCCCGAGAGCUUGGUAUAAGCAGGCAGUUGGCCCGUUAGUCCUGUGGCCUUUCUCGCGCCAGGAGCCUGAGGUGUGGUCGAAGGAGCAGAGGGCUUGGUUGGGGAACGUGAGUCUGCCGUCUCCCGUGGUGGCGAAGGGGGAGGAAGAGGGAAAACAGACCCGACAGGAGACGGGGGUAUCAAAUUGAGUGCAGUGAUGAAAAAUGGGGUGAUGUGAUGGGAAGGGGACGAUGGAUGAGCGUUGGGAUCGGAUGGGAUUGAUGGAAGUGAGUGGAGGGAUGAGUGGUGGAAGAAAAAAAAAGGGCGAUGAGGGUGGGUUGAUGAUGGGGGAGGGAGAUGAGAUGGAGGUGAAGAUGCGAGUAAGAUCAAUGAAUCUGUGCUUGUGUGUCAAGUGUGUGGCGUGUGUGCUCAGGUGGUUACUAAGAAGGCUUGGGAAGAUUACGUUGUCCGGUACUUGCUGGGUACGAACGGGCCAUGGUUGACACC
Molecule: messenger RNA, 683 nt
Organism: Durotheca rogersii
Lineage: Eukaryota; Fungi; Ascomycota; Sordariomycetes; Xylariales; Xylariaceae
Exons: 1
Coding region: 24-236 (70 amino acids)
Source: RefSeq, a predicted model, not a curated record